AGGAAAGGGCGGGAUCUCGUCCAGCGCCUGACAGUUGCAGUGGCUCCUACUUCUAUCCGAUUCCCAGCUCGGGAAGGCGAGUGGGACCCGGCAGGCGGCGGGCUAGGGAUGAACGCGUACUGGGACCGGUGAGCGAGCGCGUCAUUGAUGGCCGAGGAAGCCGUCACCUGGGUCUGGCCGAACCGGCCCCCGCAGGCCCGGCGGCGGCGGCGGCUGCUUCUGCUGCUGCUGCCCGGGAGGCGGUGGGGGACCUACGGCGGCAGCUGUUUCCGGAGCCUCCGCGGGUUGUCGGCCUCCCCGGCGGGUUUCCGAGGUCUGCCCCCUAGCUCCUCGAUAGGCCUCGGCGGCCUGUCGCGCGCCUCCCCGCUGCUGUUCCUCUUUCUCUUGCCCUCCCCUCGGCUCGCGGCUGCGGCGACCCCGCGCCAUCACCUUGGAGACUGGGAGCGCUCACGCCGGAGGCCUCGGGACACGGCCGGGAGCCGGAGCCCUGCGGAGGAGCCCGGCGCCCACGCGCCUCCUCGCCUGCCGCCGCCGGCCCCCGCCACCGCCCUGGGGCAGCCCCUCUCGGGCACGGGGCUGGGCUCCGCCGGCCAGUCGCUGCGGUGCAAGUCGUGCCUCGUCCCCAGCGUCGCCGGCCCCCUUCACCCGCGCAGCUUCCCGCUGUUGGCUCCUGCGAGGAGAGAUCUGAGCAUUUCGGCUGGGUCACAAAAAGAAGAAAAGAAGUUAUCUCUUUUCCCCUCUUCAGGGAGUAAGAAGCUCUAUUUUGACACCCAUGCUGUGGUGCUUCUUCUGGAGGAAAAGGGAUUUAGCACUCAACAAGCAGAAAUCAUUGUCUCUGCAUUAGUGAAGAUCAUGAACAACAACAUGGAGAUUGUCGGCCAGGAUAUGGUCACCAAGGUGCAUCAGGAGAUCACUGUACAGCAGAUAAUGUCUCAGAUUGCUGGUGUCAAAAAGGAUAUGAUCAUUUUAGAAAAGAGUGAAUUUUCAACCCUCAGAGCAGAAAAUGAGAAAUUAAUACUUGAACUCCACCAGUUAAAACAGCGAAUGAUGGAUGAAAUACUUAAAGUCCGGGCAGAUAAUAAAUUGGAUUUCAAUCUAGAAAAGAGCAGAGUAAAAGAAUUGUAUGCAUUGAAUGAAAGGAAGCUACUUGAAGUGAGAUCUGAAGUAUUAACAUUGCAGGCACAACAACUCCGGGCUCUUACUCAGACAGACAGAAAAAUAGACACUGAAGUUGCUGGCCUGAAAACCAUGCUUGAAUCACACAAGCUUGACAAUAUUAAAUAUUUAGCAGGUUCUAUAUUUACGUGUCUAACUGUAGCUCUGGGAUUUUAUCGUCUAUGGAUUUAAGUGCCUCCUUAAAAGAACCUGUAUUGUCUUGCCUUAAGAAUAUGAGGUUAUUACUUUUUUCUUGUUUCAAAUUUUAAUCCUGAUUUUGAUUUUAUUUAUGUUUUUAAAUGCAAAUUAUGAUAUAUAACCAACUUUAAAGUGUCAAGAAAUCCAUUUUGUGGCUCUUUAUCUUUUUGAUAUCCUUUGAUCUCACCAAUAUAUUUGUGAGGAAGAUACCACUGGCUGAAGUACUGAAGAACCCACUUACCUUGACCAGGGUGAUGAUCACCUCUGGUAUACUUAUUCUUUAAGGAAUUUACUAUUACAAAGUUAUGGUGUCUUUAUGAGUGACAAAGAAUCACAGACUAAUCCAAGACCACAAAAAUUUCUUUCCCUCUUGACCCAAGCUUCUAACAUCAAAUAGCUAGUGCAUCACACUAGUUUUCAGUGCAUUUUGUUGAAACCUGGGUUGAUUGCUGUGUUCACUGAACAACCUAAAUUAUUGUAGUAUUUGCUGUUUGUGACGUCCAGCCAGAAAAUCAUGUUGCCUGAUAAAGUGUGUUGGCAUAGUAAGGAAUCACUUCUUCUACUUCUUGAAAUAUUCUGGGGUUUUCUUUUUUUCCUCUUUCCCUGUCUAUCAAUGGAGUGACUGGGGUACUAAUACUCUGUCAUUUUCUAGUGACCUUGAAAACUUGCUAAUGACAAACAUGACAAUGUUGUAUUUCAGUUUUGUGUGACAGUCUAUUUCUUCAGGACUCAUCCACUUUGUACAAUGGAGAUAUUUGGUCUUGUUUCCAUGAUGGCAUAUGCACUCCUAUCUCAAUAGAUAUAAAACUGAUCAUUUGAGGAUUUUGUUCUCAUCUAUCACUAACUCAGUCUUGGGCUCUUAAGCCCAGAGACUCUUCCUACCCAAAUAUCAUCUUAGCGCAGACAUGUCAUCUAUUUUAGUCUGCCUCUUCAUUAAUGAUUAAAAAAAAAAACCCACCUUAAGUUUUGAAAUGUACUUCUGAUUGUAUCAUUUUUUUCAAGGGUGUAUGUAGUUUUUCUUUUUAUAAGAACAUUAGAGAAUUUUCUGUAUCCAAUUCAGCCAAAGUUUUAGUUUUAGAAAACAUUUUCUUCUCAUCUCAGUUUUAAUUCUUUGUGUACAGAAUAAGCAUUUUAAUUUGAAGUGAAUUUUUAUAUUCAUGUAACAGUUCAGUACAAGUGCCAUGAUUAGGUAAAAAAAAGUUAAGAGACUUAGAUUAUUAGCUAUGUGUUGGAAUUUUGCAUGUAAUAUAAUCAAUGAUAGUUCCUAAUUGUUAGAGUACAAUUAGUAUGGCCUUUCCAGAACAGAAUUGGGUUGUAGAAAAAUCCUAAGACUGCCCCCCUCCAAAUAAACAUCAAAGCCCAAUUUUCUCUUCCCUUCUCCUCUCCUCCAACCCUGGAUUUAUUUGUGGCAUUAGCAACCAAGUGACACUAUAAUAAUUUAACAUAUUUGUCAAAUACAUUAAAUUUCAAUACUCAUUAUUAAAUCUAAUAUUUAAUGUUGCUUUCUUCUGGUUGAGUGAAACAUCUUUAUUUUUUUUUCCCCUUUUGGAAGACUUUCCAGAAAGGAUUGAAUAUUCAACAAAUGCAGCUAUAAUUGACCAAAUCUGCUGUCCCAGCUAAUGAGUUUUUCUUUUAAUACACAAUCAAAAAUUCCUUGUUGUUAUUUAGUCUUUAUAGCUUCUUGGUGGAGAGAAGAAGGAUGUCUGUCAAAUCAUAUAUAUUAGAGCACAGCUGAUUGACAUUCCUCUUACUUAUAAAAAUGUAAUUUUUGAUAAGAUUUUUUAAUUCAUUUAUUUCUUGCUUUACUGUCAAUACAAGAUAAUUUGCAAGAACUUUUCCAUCCUAAUUUGGAACCUUCUUAUUCCAAUUUUUUUUUUCUACUAGGUGUUUUGCCCCUACAUCUGAGGAUUAGGAAGGAUUGGAAUAUUUUUCAUCCAUUAUUUCAUUUUUAAGCACUUUCUAGCCAAAAUGCCCUGCAAAAUAUUUUGUACUGUAAGCUCAGGAAGCUAGGCUGUGUAAAUGUACUGCUACCGAACAGGACAGAACCCUGUCCUGUGUAGAAAAAAAUGGGUUGUCAUAAUUUCAGAGAAUGAGGAUGGGAAGGUGGCAGGUAGGGAACGAUAGAGUCAUAUUGUAGCAUCUCUAAGCUGCAGCUUUUGGUCUGUCCACAUAAAAAAUCUUGCUCUGAUUAGAUGUUGAAAAUAAACUCCUAGAAAACAGUAGCAUAGAUGGUCUCUAGUAUCAGGGGUACAAUGUAAAACCAAACACCUAAAACGGACAUCAGUUAAACAGUCAGGUUUUGCUUCCUUUUUGAUGUGGGACGUGUUUGUAGACACUUCAGUCUUUAUUGGGGUGGGGGUGGGAGGGAUGCUUUCCCAGUCAUGCCUUUAAAAAUAGAGAUAUAGCCAAGGCAGCCAAAAACCAUUCCUUGCUCUUCUAAUCCUCUGCUAAUGUGUCACCUGUUGGUAUAUUUUGUAGUAUUUCUCCUUUGGAAGCAGUGUUUCAGUUUAAAUUACUGUGCUCUUUUUAUUAUCACAGCUGGGUUUCUACUUUAAUAUCUAGUAAAGGAGUUUGAAUGUAUCCAUUGUUUCCCUCAAGUGUUUUAAAUGCCUCUUUUGAGAAACAGCAAGUCAGAGGAGAGGGAUUUUACUGAAACUAAAAGAGUGGUUGGAAUCUGGCAUUGAAGAUUGAAUAAAAGUAAAAUCCUCAAUGAGCACUAGUGAAUAUCUCCAACUUUAACCUGGCUGCUCCCUCCUAUUACUACUAAUGACAUUCUUUGCUGCUUGUUUCUAUACUUUGAUAAUUUCAAAAAUCUGUUACUUCAUUGCUCUGAGCUCACACUCCACCAAUGACAUAAAUGAACAUUUCUUAUCUAAAAUUUGUAUCUCACCUAGCACAGUACUCUAUAUGCAGCAGGUGCUUAAUAAAUGUCAGUUGAAUUUAGUUUUGUCAUGAUGUAUAGCAUAUAUCUUCCUCAGUUUUCUAAUCUCCUUUUUCCCCAGCACUUCUGCUUCAUAAUUAACCUCGUCAGUAUUGACAAGCACCUCCAUUAUUAUUCCUUUGAGUCACAUGGAACUCUGUUAUAAGGAUUUCUGUCAUCUUAUUUUUAAAACAUCUAAAAUAUUCUACUGAGGACUCCCUGGAGUUAGGUCUUAGAUUGAUCUAGCCUUUAAAUAAUUUAACACAAAAGUUUCUUGGUGAUACCAGAACAAAAGUAUAUUUUUGGAAACAACUCUUUCAUCAUGUAUAUAAAUGUCUGAGAAUAUUUGGGGUCUCCUAUAUGUAUGCUAUUUGAAACAAAUUAUCUUUUUCCAUUUCUAAAUCAUUUCUUAACUAUAUUAUUCAGUGAUGUUUAAUUAAAUUUAAAUAUAUAAAUUUAACUAUAUAAAGAGGGAAAACAGCCUUUGUAAUAGAGGGCAUGAAAUAUUUUUAAUAUUUAAAAUAAAAUACAUUGAGAGCA
Molecule: messenger RNA, 4813 nt
Organism: Trichosurus vulpecula (common brushtail)
Lineage: Eukaryota; Metazoa; Chordata; Mammalia; Diprotodontia; Phalangeridae
Gene: MCUR1
Product: mitochondrial calcium uniporter regulator 1
Exons: 9
Coding region: 148-1347 (399 amino acids)
Biological process (GO): positive regulation of mitochondrial calcium ion concentration; calcium import into the mitochondrion
Cellular component (GO): mitochondrion; mitochondrial inner membrane
Source: RefSeq, a predicted model, not a curated record